Messenger RNA from Physcomitrium patens, 2177 nucleotides. RefSeq names its product serine/threonine-protein phosphatase PP1 isozyme 1. The record is from RefSeq and is a predicted model, not a curated record. Gene Ontology annotation, cellular component: cytoplasm; nucleus. Gene Ontology annotation, molecular function: protein serine/threonine phosphatase activity. NCBI's taxonomy places the organism in Eukaryota, Viridiplantae, Streptophyta, Bryopsida, Funariales, Funariaceae.
UUUUCCCUUUGUGGGUUGGAGGUAAAGACGGAGUUCGGUCAGGGUCGGGCAGAGUUUGUUUCGUCCUUGGGAGCUGGAAGGAGGUUUGGGCUGCCGAGGAGGGUCAGAAGACGAUCGCCAUCGCCGAUGCUCGCGUCUCGGUUGUCGUUUGGAUGUGUGUUCCCAAUCGCUGCCUCUCUUGCCGCGCCUUGGCCAAUUUUCGCCGUUGGCCGUUGCCCCGCGCUGUCAAGGAGGCGUACCCUAGCUCCCGGCUUUGUUGUGAAGAGGAUUGGAGUGUGCAGUGUGAGGUGCCUCGGAGGUUGAGGAAGGUGGUGUGUUGUGACUUGCGUCUUUGCACCCUGGGGAUGGGGGAAUGAAGAGAUGUGACUCAGGAGUUGUGUUCCGUUGGCAAUUGCUGAAAUACGACAACAGAGGUGAAAGUGGAGAGGACACGGUCCUUUAAGGUGGGGAGAAGUGUGAGGGAGGGGGAAUGGACAGCGCGGUAUUAGAUGAUAUUAUAGUGCGGCUGCUCGAGGUACGGACUGGGCGGCCGGGCAAGCAAGUGCAGCUUUCGGAGGCCGAAAUCCGUCAGCUUUGUGUCGCGUCAAAGGAUAUAUUUUUGUCCCAGCCUAACCUUCUUGAGCUUGAGGCGCCAAUCAAGAUCUGUGGUGAUAUCCAUGGACAGUAUUCCGACCUCUUGAGACUGUUCGAAUAUGGUGGCUUUCCCCCCGAGGCAAAUUACUUGUUUUUAGGGGAUUAUGUGGACAGAGGGAAGCAGAGUCUAGAAACCAUCUGCCUCCUCUUGGCAUAUAAAAUCAAGUACCCAGAGAACUUCUUUUUGCUAAGAGGUAAUCAUGAAUGUGCAUCAAUCAACCGAAUAUACGGCUUCUACGAUGAAUGCAAACGCCGUUUCAACAUACGGUUGUGGAAGACGUUUACAGAUUGCUUCAACUGCUUGCCCGUGGCUGCCUUGAUUGAUGAAAAGAUUCUCUGCAUGCAUGGAGGCCUCUCUCCAGAGCUCAAGAACUUGGAUCAAAUUAAGAAGAUUGCACGGCCAACGGACGUGCCUGAUGCAGGCUUGUUGUGUGACCUUUUAUGGGCGGAUCCUGACAAAGAUGUAGCGAGCUGGGGAGAUAAUGACCGAGGAGUUUCCUACACAUUUGGUCCAGAUACGGUCUCUGAGUUUCUCCAAAAACAUGACUUGGAUCUUAUCUGCCGAGCCCAUCAAGUAGUGGAGGAUGGUUAUGAGUUUUUUGCUAAACGCCAGCUGGUCACUAUUUUCUCUGCACCAAAUUACUGUGGUGAAUUUGAUAAUGCGGGUGCGAUGAUGAGUGUGGAUGAUACUCUCAUGUGCUCGUUUCAGAUUUUGAAACCGGCAGAAAAGAAACAAAAGUUCGUCUCCUAUGGCAAUAAUGUAUCACGACCUAGAACACCGCCUCGGGCAGUCCAGGUCAGCAGAUUUUGAAGUAUGAGAAAUUCACUUGGCAAAGUUACCGAUUGUUUCGUAUAUCAUGGUACUAGAAUGAAAGUGCGUAUGUUCGAGGGAAACAUAAAUGUCUAGUAUGAAUGCAUGCAAUUGUGCAUUCAAUGACUUCAAGUAAAACUCUGAGAUUUGUGUUUCUGGUGAGAGGGUCAGGGAUAAUGCCAGAUGCUGGUCAUGAGUGAGGGAAAGAGAGUUAUUUACAGUUAAGCACCUUUGACGCGGAAGCCUUAUCCACUUGGGGCACCGUUCUGGGAUGGCAGCGACUGAGUGUGGACUUGCUCUGAGUGAACAGCCUUAUUAAGUAGGCUACCUAAGCAGGUUGCUGCGCUGCUGGAGUUUGUGGCUCGCAGGAAGUUGAGAAUGGUUUUUGUGACCCACACACACAUACACACACGCAUGCUUGCACGCAUUGCAGCGCAGGGCAGUGUAGUGCAAUGCAAACACAAAACAUAGUAGUUAUAGUCAUGACGGAAGCUGAAGCGGUGUUCUUCGGAGGGCGGUGUCCCACCUUAAUACGAUUGCGAAGGCAAGGGGGUUUGACAGGGUGGGAUUGGGGUUGUUGGGGCGUCAAAUUUCUCUUGGCGGUGAUCUGCACCAGAGCUGUUUUACCAAUCGUAGUUUAUGUACAUUAGGGAGCAUGAGUACCCCCUUUCAUGUCACUCGAUCUCAUUUUUCAUUUUAUUCAGGCUCAUGGCUUUAACGUGUUUUGCAGUUU